ACUCUUUUUCUGUUUAAGCCCACUCCCUCUUUCUUUUUUCUCAGAAAAUAAAGUUCUCACAGAGAAAGACAAAAAUGUGCUUCCAUGCAUCCGUAUGCUGUUCUCAGGGUGGAUUUGGAGGCUUGGCUCAAUGUAUGUUUAUACGUUUCAACAGUUUUAAAAAGUGCAAAAAACUAUUUUUUUCGUAACCAAAAAAAAAAAAAAAGUCAAAGCUGCAAUAAUGAGGUAGUCCUAAUUAGCAACAUUUCGCUGCUUGAGCACUUUAUCAACAAAACAAUUUUUUUUACAUAUAAGCAUAUAACAAGUAAUAUUUAUUUAUUUAUUAAGAUGGUACGCCAAAAAAAAAAAAAAAAAAAAAAAAAAAAAAAGCUCUUUGGAUGCGUUUACAAUAAGUUUGUAAACUGGUUGGCCAAAUCACGUGAGCAAUUCGGUUCUGACGUCAUUAAGGAUCUUGAGUGAGUAUGAAAACUUUACAGCAGCAGCAGCAGCAACGCGGUGUGCGUGUGUGCACGCGCGCUAUACUCUCAGGUCAACAAAUGAAUGGAUCCUGCUCGCGUAUGGGCGAUUUUUCCUUCACCAUCUAAUUUUGGAUUCAAUGCAUUUAUCAUUCGGGAUCAGUGAUGACUUGGCUUCUGGUGUGGGUUCUUCUAGUUGCUUGUGUACCACAGAUUCACAGGGCAUUUGCCCAGGAUCCUUCUAAGAUGCUGUCCAUACCAGAGCCCAUGGCCCCGGAGCCCUAUAACCGCACCCAGUACUGCCAAUGGCCCUGCAAAUGCCCUAAAACUCCCCCCACCUGUCCGCCAGGUGUUAGCCUGAUCACGGACGGCUGCAAUUGCUGCAGAGCAUGUGCCAAACAGGUGGGGGAGGUUUGCAACGAGAAAGAAAACUGUGACCAUCAUCGUGGCCUUUACUGUGAUUACAGCGCAGACAAGCCUAGGUACGAAAAAGGAGUAUGUGCGUAUCUGCCAGGCACUGGCUGUGAGCACAAUGGUGUGAUCUAUCGCAACGGCCAGAGCUUUCAGCCCAAUUGCAAAUACCAGUGUCUGUGUGUUAAUGGGGCGAUCGGAUGUGUCUCGCUGUGUAAUGAGUCUCAGCCCCCCAGGGUCUGGUGCCAGAACCCACAGCGAGUUAAAAUCCCCGGCCGCUGCUGUGAGCUGUGGAUCUGUGACGAGUCCAGGAGGGGGCGCAAGACAGCGCCUCGACACACAAUGGCCGCCCUGUCUAGUGUGAAGGACAGCUGGAACAAGAACUGUGUGACCCAGACAACCUCGUGGAGUCCCUGUUCAAAGACCUGCGGCCGUGGAGUGUCUUUACGCAUAACUAACAACAACAAACAGUGUCAGAUGGUCAAAGAGAGCAGACUCUGCAACAUCCGGCCUUGCAAAGUGGAUAUCACAAAGCACAUCAAGCCUGGAAAGAAGUGCUUGAAUAUCUACAGGGCGGAGAGGCCACAAAACUUCACCAUCUCUGGUUGCACUAGUACAAAAACAUAUUGGCCCAAAUUCUGUGGCGUGUGUACAGAUGAGCGCUGCUGCAUCCCCUUCAAAUCUAAGACUGUUGAGGUCGAUUUUCAGUGCCCGAAUGGAUCCGGCUUCACCUGGCAGGUCAUGUGGAUUAACGCCUGCUUCUGCAACCUGAGCUGUAAGAACCCCAAUGACAUAUUUACAGAUCUAGAGCAGUACCAUGAGAGAAGUGAGAUUGAAAAAUGAGUGACCUUGAUGAGAAGUGAAUAUAAAGAUUGUUUUUCUUUUAUUUGUUAAUAUUUAAUCAACCAUCAUCAUUCUUUCUUAUGUAAGACUUUUUUUCCAUUUGGAAAAAUGAAAUAAACUGACAUAUCCUAAUAUAUGCUAUUUUAAGACUAUGUGGCCUUUUUUCACAUUUGUUAGGUUAUUUCAACCAAGAUUAUUGUGUCACAUUGUGACAAAUCCUUAUGUACAAAUUAUGCAAGUAAUAGAUAUGUAAAAAGACAAGUUCUGUAGUUAGAAUUUAAUUUAUGCAAAGUUUAUGUAAAGAAGGAAUCUGUAUUGCUUCUAUCUAUUGAUUUUGUUUUGUAUUUUCAUACCUUUUUUUUUCUCCACAAUUAUGCUCUUAAAUGACACUAUAGUCCUUGGAGUUAUGCCUUAGUGUGACUUUCCAUAUACUAUAGCGUUGUGUAUGGAGUUAUCAAAUAAACACAGACCAAAAAACCGAGUAACCAGCUUUUUAUUUUUUUUUUUUAAUAAAUACAAACUGUUAUUCCAUUAAAAAUGCAGUGCAUCAGGUUGUUUUACAUCUUUACAAAGCUGCAAGCAUUUGUUUUAGUGUGCGUGGAAGAGCAGGUGUUGCUUAUAUUUCUCUCUCUUUCUGAACGAUCCUUCGCUUUAUUCUUUCAAAGCCUUGAGAAAAAGAAAGCAUCCAGUCCAAGUAGAGGAUUCCAUGGCACAUUUUGUUCUGUUGUGCUUGAUUGCAUAGAAAUCAUCAGUUACAAACAAAAAAAACAACAAAAA
This is a messenger RNA of Ctenopharyngodon idella (grass carp), 2486 nucleotides long. It is a transcript of the gene ccn4a, whose product is annotated as cellular communication network factor 4a. The record is from RefSeq and is a predicted model, not a curated record. Gene Ontology annotation, molecular function: heparin binding; integrin binding. Bases 621 to 1709 code for a protein of 362 amino acids. The transcript is spliced from 5 exons. Gene Ontology annotation, cellular component: extracellular matrix; extracellular region. Gene Ontology annotation, biological process: signal transduction; cell adhesion. NCBI's taxonomy places the organism in Eukaryota, Metazoa, Chordata, Actinopteri, Cypriniformes, Xenocyprididae.